Molecule: messenger RNA, 1215 nt
Organism: Saccharomyces mikatae IFO 1815
Lineage: Eukaryota; Fungi; Ascomycota; Saccharomycetes; Saccharomycetales; Saccharomycetaceae
Gene: YLF2
Product: Ylf2p
Exons: 1
Coding region: 1-1215 (404 amino acids)
Cellular component (GO): cytoplasm
Molecular function (GO): ATP binding; GTP binding; ATP hydrolysis activity
Source: RefSeq, a predicted model, not a curated record
AUGAAUAUUGGCGGAGGAAAAUUCUUGCUUGGAAGAAUAUCCAAUAGUCCAACUUCUGGCAUUGUAGGCCUUGCUAACGUUGGUAAAUCCACUUUUUUCCAAGCAAUAACAAAUUCUAAACUGGGCAAUCCUGCGAACUAUCCAUUUGCCACUAUUGACGCAGAAUGUGCCAAAGUCAACAUACCUAGUGUCCCACUAUCGAAUUUAUUGAGAAUAUAUCAAAGUACAAAAAUCGUACCUGGAAGUCUCACGAUAUAUGAUAUUGCUGGACUUACUAGAGGUGCAUCUCAAGGCCAUGGUUUGGGUAACAAGUUUUUGAACGAUAUCAGACACGUUGAUGGCAUAUUUCAGGUAGUGAGAGGUUUCUUAAAGGAAGAUAUCACUCAUAUAGAAGGUAACGUUGAUCCCAUCAGAGAUUUAUCAGUGGUACAAGAUGAACUCAUCUUGAAAGACUUGGAAUUUCUGGAAAAUAUAAGAGAAAGACUGGAUAAGAAGAUGAGAAUGGUUUCAAAAAAUUCUAAAGAAUACCAAGGAAUGAAGGUGGAGAUAGAUCUAUUAAAUGCAUUAGAAGAUCAUCUGUUCAACGGUAAAAAAAUUCGGCAUUUCAAAGACCAUUGGAAUCUAGACGAGGUCAGAAUUUUGAAUAAGCACAACUUUUUGACUUCUAAGCCAACUUUGAUAUUGCUGAAUGUUUCACCCCAAGAUUAUGUCACAAAUGAGAAUAAGUUUGUCAAGGAUGUUUUAAAAUGGGUGGACGAAUUUUCACCUGGAGAUAGAUUGUUACUUUUUAGUGCGGAAUUCGAAUCGCAAUUGAUCGAAUGCAAUGGCAUAGCAUCGGAGUAUUUUGACAAGCUCAAGCAGGAUACCAAUACCUCUGAUCAGCAGCUAAUUUCUGCAAUACCGCAAAUAAUCCUAGAAAUGAGAAGGUUGUUGAACUUAAUCAGCUUUUUCACAUGUGGCCCACAAGAAGUUCAUCAGUGGAACAUAAGAAAGGGAACUACUGCUCAAGAGGCUGCCGGUGUAAUUCAUAGCGAUUUACGUGAUACUUUUAUUAGCGCUGACGUAAUAAAAUAUAACGAUUUGAAGACUAUGCAACCACCAUUAAACGAGUCUUUACUGAAAUCUAAAGGGUUGAUCAAACGCGCGGGGAAACAAUAUAUUAUGCAGGAUAACGACAUUGCCUUAUUCAAAGCUGCCGGGGCCAAGCUAAAGUGA